Molecule: messenger RNA, 2058 nt
Organism: Capra hircus (goat)
Lineage: Eukaryota; Metazoa; Chordata; Mammalia; Artiodactyla; Bovidae
Gene: IRF9
Product: interferon regulatory factor 9
Exons: 9
Coding region: 511-1797 (428 amino acids)
Biological process (GO): immune system process; regulation of transcription by RNA polymerase II
Cellular component (GO): nucleus
Molecular function (GO): protein binding; RNA polymerase II cis-regulatory region sequence-specific DNA binding; DNA-binding transcription factor activity, RNA polymerase II-specific
Source: RefSeq, a predicted model, not a curated record
GUGGGUAGGGGCUUCUGGGGACGCCUCUGCUAGACUGAGGGAUAGACAGCAGAAGGCCUGUGAGCUAAGGAGCUAGAAGUUUGUCCUGAGUGAAGACUGAUCCGGGGCCAGUGUCCCAAGCCCUACAGGCCAAGGGCAGGAGGGCCUGCUAUGGGGCUGUUUGGGGAAGAAGACUGCCCCAUCUCCUGAUUGUUUUCUUGCCUUCUGGCCCUGCCCACUUCCGCCCCAGCUCUGCCCCAGCCCCCAGCUCCCUGCCCCACCUGCUCCUGGGACAAGCACAGAGGAAGUUUGGGAAACAUCAAAGGAGUUGUGAGGGUGGUGGGUGAAGAGGGCUGAUGAGACAUCUCAGAAGCAGCUACUGUAAACACUGGGGAUCAAGAUAGGACGUCUCACCUGGAGAAGGACACUAGGGGAAUUCUCUUCCAAACAGUAGAUUCCUGAAAAAUAUCAAGACAAAUGCCUCGGAUUUCCCUCCAGACGUCACAGUUGGGAUGCUGAAAGUAUUUUUGGAUGGCAUCAGGCAGGAUGCGCUGCACCCGAAAGCUCCGGAACUGGGUGGUAGAGCAAGUGGAGAGCGGGCAAUUCCCAGGAGUGUGCUGGGAGGAUGCGGCCAAGACCAUGUUCCGGAUCCCCUGGAAGCACGCAGGCAAGCAGGACUUCCGGGAGGACCAGGAUGCCGCCUUUUUCAAGGCCUGGGCGGUAUUCAAGGGGAAGUACAAGGAGGGGAACUCGGAAGGCCCUGCCAUCUGGAAGACUCGUUUGCGCUGUGCUCUCAACAAAAGUUGUGAAUUUGAGGAGGUUCCUGAGAUCGGCCAUAGGGAUGGCGCUGAGCCCUACAAGGUGUACCGGCUGCUGCCAUCAGGAACUGUCCCCGCUCAAUCAGGGACCCAGAAAUUACCAUCAAAGCGACCCCACAGUUCUGCAUUCUCUGAGAAGAAAGAGGAAGAGGUUACCACAAAGAACUGCAUACUCAGCCCCUCCUUGCUCCAGGAGCACCCUCAGAAUGAGACAGUGGAGACCAAUGGGGGAGCUGGCCAUUUAGACUUUGGGAGCAGCGGAAGCAGCAGCAGCAGCAGCAACAGCCCUGAGCCUCAGGAAGGUGGGGACACAGCUGAGGCUCUUUUCCAGGGAGAAUUGCUGUCCCUGGAGCUUCUGCCCCCUCCAGAUUCAGACUACUCGCUGCUGCUCACCUUCAUCUACAACGGGCGUGUGGUGGGUGAGGCCCAGGUGCAGAGCCUAGACUGCCGCCUCGUGGCUGAGCCCUCAAGCUCCCAGUGCAGCAUGGAGCAGGUGAUAUUUCCCAAACCUGACCCAUGCGAGCCCGCCCAGCGCCUGCUGAGCCAGCUGCAGAGAGGGGUCCUGCUGGCCAGCAACUCCCGGGGCCUCUUUGUGCAGCGCCUCUGCCCCAUCCCUAUCUCCUGGAAUGCGCCCCAGAUGCCAUCUGGCCCGGGUCCGCACCUGCUGCCCAUCAACGAGUGCGUGGAGCUCUUCAGAACCAACUACUUCUGCAGAGACUUGGCCAGGUACUUCCAGGGCCUGGGGCCCCCACCCAAGUUUCAGGUGACACUUAAUUUCUGGGAGGAGAAACCUGACCCCAGCCACACCUCACAGAGUCUGAUUGCGGUGCAGAUGGAGCAGGCCUUUGCCCGACAUAUGCUGAAGGAGACCCCAGAGGAGCAGGCGGCCGCCCUGUCUCUGCUGCAGAGCCUGCAGGACCCCCUGCCUUCUCUCUCUAUCCCGCCGGUCUUCUUUGAGACAGCCUCAGCCUCCUUGCUGUCGACCUGCCUCCCCCAGUGAGCGUUCUCAUUGGUGGUCUGAGGUGACUUUGUCCCUCAGCUCCUCAUGGACACCGAUUGGUGGGAAACUCAAGAAUGACUUUUUUUUUUUUUUCAAUUUUGAGAUAUACCCUCUUUCAUCUCUGAGGAACUGAACAGGCAGGUCCAAAUGGUGUGAACUCAGUGGGCUCUUCCCUCCGCCCCCAACCCUAAAACCUAGCACUUUAUAUUUUUGUCUUAGAUCUUCACUAAGGAUUUAAAAUAAAAUGUUACUGAAAAAGGA